AUGACUGAAUCCGCUCCGCCCGCACCGUCUUCUGCCUCCGUUGCGGGCAACUCCGCAAAUACUCCAGCAUCGACAGCGACAGGGUCAGGGUCAGGGACAGGCGCGGGUGCUGGAACUGGGACGGGGCCAACAUCGAACAACGCAGCGAACCCGAAUGGAACGGCAAAUGGCAGCAUCAAUGGCGAUGUCACGGAGCAGAUGCGGGUGAAUCGCGGAUUACCCUACUACGAGAAGCUACGGCGCGAGCUACGGGAUACUUUGCAGAAAAAGCGACUUAUGGACAAAAGCAUGGCUCAACUCGAAGAACAAAUCUACCGCUUCGAACAAUCCUACCUGGAAGAAACAACCGCCGGAAAUAUCAUCAAGGGGUUUGACACGUAUAUCAAGGGCUCCUCAAGCGGCUCGAGUCUCGGCGCGGGCUUGUCCCUCUCGUCGGGCGUAGGGACGGCCUCCCGACGCAAGGCCCAGGUCACGGAUAACGACCGCGUGUUUUCAAGAAGUUCGGCGAGUUUUAUGCGGGACUCACCCCCUCCUUCCUCCGCCCAAACAACCCCCUCGCACGCCCCAACCCCAACAUCAGCUUAUAACGGGUCAACUGGAAAGCCCAAUAACGGGGACGCCUCAUCCGCCGCGGGCAGUGUAAGGGGCUCGUCGUCAUCGAAGAACAAAAAGAAGUCUACCAAGGAUACCAAGAACGAAGACGACGGAGACGACGAUAAGCCUCCAUCCAAACGAUUGAAGAUUAGUUAUGGAAGAGAUUAA
Molecule: messenger RNA, 762 nt
Organism: Aspergillus ochraceoroseus IBT 24754
Lineage: Eukaryota; Fungi; Ascomycota; Eurotiomycetes; Eurotiales; Aspergillaceae
Product: chromatin modification-related protein EAF6/MEAF6
Exons: 3
Coding region: 1-762 (253 amino acids)
Cellular component (GO): NuA4 histone acetyltransferase complex
Source: RefSeq, a predicted model, not a curated record